CUACACUUGCGCAGUUCAGGGACCGCUGUCUGUUUGCUGUUGCCCACCGGUUGUUCAACUAAAACGUCACUGAGCAAAAGUCUUCUCUUCUCAGAUGUCUACUGCUCAGAGUCUGCGUCUUCUCCAAUGUUACUCUAAGCCAGGCACCUUUGGAUAUGGGCCUGGUGCCAUUCGCCAAUUCAGUCUCAGUGUGCUGAGAGAGGGCUACAAGUUCGUAAAUGCUCAGGAACUGCCAACAGACAUGAAGUCCAUCACUGACCGGGCCGCCACCACCCUCCUGUGGACAGAACUCUUUAGAGGUUUGGGGAUGACCAUGAGUUACCUGUUCCGUGAACCUGCCACCAUCAACUACCCGUUUGAGAAGGGCCCUCUGUCCCCCCGCUUCCGUGGAGAGCACGCCCUCCGUCGCUACCCCAAUGGAGAGGAGCGCUGCAUCGCCUGCAAGUUGUGUGAGGCCGUCUGCCCUGCUCAGGCCAUUACCAUUGAAGCUGAGACUCGAGCUGAUGGUAGCAGGAGAACUACACGCUAUGACAUUGAUAUGACCAAAUGUAUCUACUGCGGCUUCUGCCAGGAAGCCUGCCCUGUUGAUGCCAUUGUUGAGGGCCCAAACUUUGAGUUCUCCACAGAGACUCAUGAGGAGCUGCUGUACAACAAAGAGAAGCUGCUCAACAAUGGAGACCGCUGGGAGGCGGAGAUAGCAGCCAACAUACAGGCAGACUACCUGUACAGAUAGAUCUGUACACUGCACGCAAAUGUGUUACAUGAAAAGGAUAAAGUCCUCCUGUGCAAUAAAGACAAUUUUUUAGCUUUAAGAUAUUCAUGUGAGUUACAAACAAACAGUGAAGAAAAUGUAAACAUGCACAAAUCAUAUGUCUUGCGUUGUAAAGAUGGAUGAUAAUGUACUUUAUGAUGUUGACUUUAUAGUGUGUAUCCUUAGUAGCCUCCACAGUCCGUGAUGGACUAUUUUCUGUUGCACUUUAUUUGAUGUAAGUAGGAGUUUUCUGAAAGAGUUUAGUUAUGUACUA
Molecule: messenger RNA, 1025 nt
Organism: Trematomus bernacchii (emerald rockcod)
Lineage: Eukaryota; Metazoa; Chordata; Actinopteri; Perciformes; Nototheniidae
Gene: ndufs8b
Product: NADH:ubiquinone oxidoreductase core subunit S8b
Exons: 7
Coding region: 95-733 (212 amino acids)
Biological process (GO): mitochondrial electron transport, NADH to ubiquinone; mitochondrial respiratory chain complex I assembly
Cellular component (GO): membrane
Molecular function (GO): 4 iron, 4 sulfur cluster binding; NADH dehydrogenase activity
Source: RefSeq, a predicted model, not a curated record